UGCGGGAAACGACCACUCGUGGCUUCAGAUCAAGGCAUCGUCGUCUACACGCCACCAGCACUCUUCAGAGACAAACCUCACGACACUGGACAGGACGAAGGCUGAAGAUGACCCGUCACGUUGUUCUUGUCCUCGCACUGGCACUCCUGGCUGGAGACGUGUAUCCAGCCAAGAGCAUGCCUACCAAGGAACAACCGUUGAAUGAUGAACAUGUCUCACCUGACGUCGAGAAAGCGGAGGUUUUGCUUGAAGAACUUGAAGAAUUGUUGGACAAAGAGGUGAUGGCCAACAACAAUGGCGGUGAUGAUGAUGAUGAUCAAAUGAAAAGAGAUUUUGAACCAACUGACAGCUGUCCGACAGGAUGGAGCUCCUACGGUGCCAGAUGCUAUCAAGUAUUCAUCGGUCAACGAACAUUCCCAGAGGCGGUAGAGUUUUGCGAAAGUGAGAAUGCCCGGGUGGCUCUCCCAAAAGACCAAGGAAUCAACGAUCAUAUCGUGGCUCUGCGAAACAGCGACAGCGUCGCCCAGCAGACCUCCUGCUGGAUCGGACUUGAACAUGAAGAAGUAGAGGGAGAACACAUCUACAGGUGGACAGAUGGGGAACUCUUGGGGAACUACACCAACUGGGCAACUGAUCCCCCGGAACCCAACCAUGCGCCCGGAGAUGCAGACUGCGUUCGCAUGGAGAGGAAUGUACCAACUUCACCAGGGGUGUCCAAUCAGUGGAGGGAUUUUCCUUGUGAUGACCUGCUGGCUGUUUGUGUGAUCUGUGAAGCUGGUAAGUACCCAUGA
Branchiostoma belcheri (Belcher's lancelet) is the source of this 791-nucleotide messenger RNA. RefSeq names its product echinoidin-like. NCBI's taxonomy places the organism in Eukaryota, Metazoa, Chordata, Leptocardii, Amphioxiformes, Branchiostomatidae. The transcript is spliced from 5 exons. The coding region runs from base 108 to 791 and encodes 227 amino acids. The record is from RefSeq and is a predicted model, not a curated record.